CUUCCGGUCAGUUGUAGUGCGAUAGUGCAGGCUGUAUCUAAUUUGGUUGCAUCCGGUUUGCAAAUAAGUUGUAUUUGUUACGUUAAUAAAAAGUUAAUCGUAUAGGCAUUCCUAAAUGUGUUAAUCUCUUGUUUGUUAUGUUAUUAGCGUUAUGUGUACUGCUGCACUUCUGGAUGUUACAACGGCAACCUUCAAUCAAUAUCGUGCAUGCUUAGUAGUUUCCUGAGAAACAAAAUAACUUGUCAUGUAAAAGCUAAACUUCUACUGUUUUAGUCUUAUACACCAUCUUGUUUGUAAUUUUAAUAAAAACGCGAUGUUUUGUUUUAUUUUCUAUUCUGAGCAAAUACGUUUGCCAGUUCUCGCCGUUUGAUUGGAUAGUAACCAUUACGUGAGAGGAGGAGCCAAUCUGUUGCCUUAUAAAUGAUCUAACUUAAAGCGGUCGUCCUCUUUCCCCCGAUAUCAUAAAGCAAUGUGUUGUAGUAUAACUGGCCGCGAGAUAACACGUGUGCUUACAAUGGGCCACGAUGCAUUAUCAGAUCAGACGAGGAUCUCCGUCUGCUUGGGCUGUUUCGCUUAUCACCAUUAUCAAGCGGAUAUGACAUAGCGUCUGGCAUGAGGUUAACUUCGCCCAACACCUGAAACUUGCCCCAUUAGGUCAUGCCAUCUGUCGUGAUGUCCCAAGUCAGGGCAGCCUGAAAUAGGCCAGAGUGACUACCCUAAACGUGACCAUGGGCUUCAGUGCAGUCCAAGAGGGCAUUCUCCUGACGAAGUAAUCGUUGUAUGUCUCUGCAUUGUGUGAUGAAUGUCAACUGUUACAUUUAAUUGUGAUAAGCUGUCUGCUUACAGCUCUCUGAGCUGGAGUAGAAUAUGUUUGGCUGCCUCUGUGGAUUUUUAAAAAUCUUCCAGUUGAGAUGUAAAGAGCUUGGGAAUUUUGUGAAUAGCUGGAGCUUUCUUCUAUGUGUGCUUCUUGUGCUGUAACACAAUGCUAAUUUUAGCCGUUCAAUGGAUUGCACUUGUGCAUUUCUGAAUGUGAGUGUAGAGUCCACCGACUGGUGGCAGGUAAUCAGAUAGACUUUGUUGCCUGUGACUCUCAGAUUGUGUAACGUGUACGGUAAUAAAAGCACUACUGUUUUGCUGGUGUUGCAUCUUGUGUGAAAUUCCUUUGCCCCAAAUGAAAAUGUACGUAACUUGCCAUAGAUGCUCGUUCCCAAAGACGUCGGCUGAGUUCAAUGUACAAACAUUGCGCCUGCUGGAAUCUCAUUUUGUAACAUAACAGAAUGCAAUAUUCUAGUCCAAACAUCCUGUUUGUACAGUGUUAAUUUCGUAAUUUAUUUAAUAUGACACAAAGGGGUCUUUUUGUAAACGGUGAUUUCCAAGUGACCCUUUCGUUUGGUCGAGCUGUACUACCAAGCGGAAACUGGUAUAAGAUCCCCACCAACCCUUACAAAAGUGCAGUAAGGUGUAAAUAUUCAAGGUAAAUCUGCCUACAAGCGGUAUGUUACGGCGGCAGCCAUCUUUCUGCAGGAGAUGAGGCGCGUCGCGCGCGCUGACGUCACAGCCACGGCGGGAGGGGAAAGGUUUGCGAACUAAAACACGGCGCCGACGGGUUCCGACUGGACCGGCUAUAGCGACCAGGCCGAACUAGUUAGCUGUUAGCUUCCCGUAUGUGGCAGCCAAUCAGCGUCGUCGUCAUAGCGGAAGCGGCUCCGAAGCCGCUAUACGCGGUAAGAGUCAGCCAGGCCCGUAAAGAUUUGACAGUGGAAAUCAUCGUGAGACUUCUUAGAAAUGCUGGUGAUUGGGGGUGAUUCUCUGCAGUAUGAUUGGCCAGUCUGUGACCACACAAUACCCUGACUCAUUGUGAAUUCCGUACCAACUGCUGCCGGAAAUAUGCAUGAUAAGAUGAUGCCUGCUGAGGGGCGCUCUACUCCCUCCGGUCAAGAGGCACAUCGAGGCCAGCCUGAGACUGUCAGUAAGCAAGAGAGGACCAGCGGUCUCAGGAGCAGCGCAGCUGAGCAGUCUGCCCCCGGUCCCUCUGGCGCCCCCCAAAGGCAGGGCUUCUGCGGCUUGUGUCAGGUCAUCUACGACAAUGUGGAACAGCACAUCCUGAGCUCCAGACACAGGGAAGUGGUGAGGGGAAGCCGGGCAUGUGUGCCAACGGGGAGCCUCAUGGAGCGAUUCCUGCAGGACGUCAUCCAGCAUCACCCAGACCACUACAACGACACCACGCCUACGCAUGCUGACCUCCCAUCCCUGAACAGCCAUCUGGUCCCAAGGGAGGAGCUCUCCGACUUGUGCUGUGUGCUGGAGGAUGACGGGGACACAGUUGGCACCCGUGAGGAGAUGCUCAGCACUGAUGACGACUCGCGCCAUUUUAUAUUUGUAGAAGAUACUGGUGGCUUUCGAGAGAAGGGCUCACAUGAGUCCAGGAGUGAUAUUGCUACAGAUACUCUUGUACCUUCACACACAAGUAGGUCGUCAGAUGGAGACAAGAAGAAGUUGGGCCAGAACCGAAAACCCAUCAGCAAACACUCCCCUAUGAAGGACUUUUUACACAGGACUAGUUUUAGGCUUGUCCCUGUCCCACCUACUACAUCCACAGCACCAGUGUGUGCUCAUAGCUCCCAAGUACCAACCGUUAGCCAACCAGUUAACUUACCUGGUCCUCUUCAUCGAAAAGCUCACAGGAAGACAGAUCGACGGAGAAAUAAAAAUGACUCUACUUCAUCCAGUUCGCCAGCUCCCAAGACUAGUAAAUCCAGGCUGGAUCCUCUACAGAAACUAGAGGCCAGGAGGCCAGCUGUGGGGCCUUCAGUACAGCCCAGCUUGCAGGGUAUCUGCAGGGUUCAAGCUCCCCUCAGUGACCAUUCUGAAACAGUAGAUAAUGUGAUAGAAGCGGUGAUUCAGAAGUACUGUUAUGGGUCCAGUGAUAACGAGCAUCAGGGAGAAAAGGACAGCUUCCAUUUAAGUCUAGGCUCAAUCACCAACCCAGAUUUUUCUGAUUCUGGUACUAGUGUGGAAUGGGAUGUCCCUGCUCAGACUGGGUCAGAGGUGGCUAAGCCAGACGUAAAAGAUCUUGGUUAUCUCAUGGAGGUGCAUAUCAAUUUGGAGGAUCAGAAGUACAAAAGUCAGUUAGACAAUGCACUGAACCUUCUGCCUGAAGAAGAGACCAAAAUGGGACCAGGAAGAACGAGAGAGGAGACUGAUGGGGAAGUUCUACCUGCAUUGCCACAUGUACCUCAGUCCUUUGUUGGAAAGACAUGGUCCCAGGUCAUGUAUGAAGAUGACUUGAAGAUUGAGGCCAUGGUACGAGAAUUCAGAGAAGGACGCUUUCGAUGUUACUUUGAAAGCGAGUCCCUUACAAAAUACGGAAAAGGGAGCAAUAAGCAGAAGAGUAAGGAGGGACAUUUGGUAGAGGAUGUGAGGGCAAGUGAGGAUAUUAUUCCCCUCAUGGACCAUCCUGAAGAUGACGCCUUCUGCGACAAGGGAUUCCAAAAGAAGGCAGGCCGCAGGACAUGGAGACUGGCCUCCCGUUGUCAGGUAGUGAAGGUCAGUCACAGCACCCAGACCACCACGCUGUCCGGACCUAUUGUCAAAAGCAGAAUCUUGGAAAAGUCUGCAAUGUCCACAACUGGAUGUGAGAUCCCACAAAACCUUAGCACAGAAAGGACACCUGACAUGAAGACCAGACUAUGUGCAUUAAAAUUGCCAGAGUCAUACAGCAAAAUCAUGAGCCCUUUGCAACCUAAGACAGUGGUAUACGUUCUAUCUUCCCCUGACUCUGGUCCAGGCCCCUUGAAGCCCCUCACCAUCAGGAAAGUUGGCCGGAAACGAAAAUCCUCAGAGAGUGAAACUGCAUUAAAGUACAAGUACAAAAAGACCCCAUUGAAGUACUAUGACCCACUGACCAACAGGAUCCUUAAGACUCCACCCAAGGGAAUGGUUGUAGGGAAACCUAAGCUGCUCCCACAUGUUCGGCAACUAUUCAGGAGCCUCAGCCCAGACAUAAACAAGGAGAAGCAGUCUGUGGAGCAGAAAGAGCCACAGAGCUCUUCGAAAUGUAGGGGCAGCAGCAUGCCAGACUUCUGUGCCUCUACCUCGGGAUCAUGUCUGGAGAGUAUUGGGGCUUCUGAGCUGGGCUCCUCUGUCUCUAGCAGGAGGGCACUCUUCAGCCGCUCCUCUUUAUCAGGCAGUGGUCGUUUUCUGCCCAGGGCCCUCACUCCUACUCCUUCUACUGAUAGCACCGCAAGGGGACUUCCCACUGAGCCUGUCGAGGCCAUUCAAAAUACUCCAAGGAGAGGCCAUAGACGUGAAAGGAAAAGUCCUGGAGUAGUGUGUCUGAAAGAGAAGUCUUUAAAUCCAGCAGAAAGUCCCUCGCCUCCUUACAGACCUAGAAAAGUCUCGACAAGAUUGACGACCAGGAGAGGACAAAUAACAGAACUUCCCAUGAAUCCCUGUGGAGAGGGACAACAGUCCAAGCCAGAUGAACACAGGAAGCAUCCACCCAAGGGUUUCCUGCCGAAAGUAAAGGCCCAGAGUGCCCCCCAGCACAGAGAACCACCACAAAGAGUUGCCAGGAAGAAGCCAGCGAGAACUAAAAGCUCAGUGAGGACCUCCUCUCAAACCCCAGGCAUGCAGAAAAAAAGUACUGGAAUCCUGACUAGAUCCUCCGCCAGGCACCUCUCUGCACCCCUAGGCCAGAAACUGAGAAAGAGAGUAAAGAGAUAGGACCACCCAAGGCUGAUUGUAGCUACUUUCCCCUAUGGGGAAUCACACUACUUACUGCACUAAUGCCAAUGGUACUGUGAAAUUGCUGUCAUUCAGCCCUAUGAAAGCUAUAGAUGGAAAAAAGGGGAAAGGAGUGACCAAAAGAUGCUGACGUCUGUCCUCAUUGAAAAACGGUAAUGUUUUGCACAGGGUAUAGCUGUAGAGUCGAAUAUAAACUAUUAUUUUUUGUUUUUCUACAAUUUAUCAGGUUAUUUUUUAAGUUUAUAAUAAAUAUUUUUCUCUGA
Brienomyrus brachyistius is the source of this 5009-nucleotide messenger RNA. It is a transcript of the gene zdbf2, whose product is annotated as zinc finger, DBF-type containing 2. The record is from RefSeq and is a predicted model, not a curated record. The transcript has 10 exons. Gene Ontology annotation, molecular function: nucleic acid binding; zinc ion binding. NCBI's taxonomy places the organism in Eukaryota, Metazoa, Chordata, Actinopteri, Osteoglossiformes, Mormyridae. The coding region runs from base 1888 to 4725 and encodes 945 amino acids.